AUUCCUCUGCUACCUUCACUGUCCAGAAUGGAUUUCUUGGGUCCAGUUGUGCAGAUCAUUCUCUUCUUCUGGGCUCCUGUUUCUCAGCAGAUCGGUUAUCUCAAACACCUUAAUAACAAUGUAGAGACAUUGAAGAAGGAAACGGAAGAACUACAAGACAAGCGUCACCAAAUUCAAGCGGACGUCGAUGAUGCUAUAUCAGUCGGAAAGACACGGGUUCGCCAAGUGGAGAACUGGCUUGUGGACGUCGCCAAUAUCGAAGCUCAAGUCGAUUCUUUAAGAACGGAAUUCGAGCAACCUAGAACGUGCUUGAACGGUUGUUGCACCAAUCACUUCUCUCGCUACAAGCUGGGCAAAAGGGUCGUUAAAAAGCUCAAAGAUGUGGAAAACCUCAAAGCUAAAGGGGACUUCGAUAAGGUGGCUGAGAGCCCUCGCAGGCCAGGGUGUUGGAGAUGCAAACAUCGCUACCACGAGUACAGCAAAGCACGUCUGAGGAAACCAUGGAGGAGAUAUGGCAAUGCUUACACGACGAGGAGAAUAGCCUUGUUGGUGUUUAUGGGAUGGGUGGAAUAGGGAAAACCACUCUAAUGAAAGCCAUAAAUAAUAGGUUCAUCGGAACCAAUGACUUCAACGUUGUGAUUUGGGUAACUGUUUCCAAGGACCUCAACUUGGGAUUAAUCCAAGAUCAGAUUGGAAACGCGUUGAAUAUGGAUAUGAAAUUUCACAUAAAUGAAGAGAAGAGAAACAGGCUGUUUGAUCGGUUGAAGAAUGUGAGGUAUUUGCUCAUCUUAGAUGAUCUAUGGGAAGCAUUUAGUUUGGAUAAAGUCGGAAUUCCAAAGCCAGACAAGCAAAACAGAUGCAAGAUCACGAUAACCACCCGAUUCAUUAACGUGUGUAAUGAGAUGGAGGUCGAUAAGCAGAUUAGGGUCAGAACUCUUACGCCUGAGGAAGCGUGGAAUUUGUUCCGUGAAAGAUGUGGGGAUGUGAUUAUGUCAUCAGAGAUUCGACCAGUAGCAGAGAAGGUUGCAGAGGAGUGCAGCGGAUUACCACUUGCAAUUAAGACAGUGGGAAGGGCCAUGCAUGGCAAGUAUAAGAAAGAGGUAUGGGAGAAUGCAUUGAGGGCAUUGAAAGGAUCAUCACCUGAGGUUCCAGGUAUGGAGCGUCAAGUGUUUCUUCCUUUGAAACUUAGUUAUGAUUGCCUAGAAAAUGAUAAGAUCAAAUCAUGCUUCCUGUAUUGUUCAUUGUUUCCAGAAGAUAAUGAUAUUUAUAUAGAUAAGCUAGUAAGAUGUUGGGCCGUGGAGGAAGGGUUUAUAGAAAAUGUGAAUAACUUGCAAGAAGCAUCAAACAAGGGACACGACAUCCUUGAAAGAAUCAAGGACGCAUGCCUCUUGGAGGAAGGGUCUGAAGGAGAUCCCGAUGAAUUCGUUGGGAUGCAUGAUUUGCUCCGUGACUUGGCUAUAUGGAUCACUUCACCAUCGUCAUCCAUUGAAGGCUCAAAAUUCCUUGUGAAAGCAGGGGAGGGACUAGUGCAGCCACCAGAAGAGAAUAUGUGGAGAGGGGUUGUAAGGAUUUCAUUGAUACGCAACAAGAUAGAGCAUCUGGAAAUUUCACCUGCUUGUCCUAACUUGAUCUCCUUGUUCCUCAAUGAAAACUAUCAAUUACGUACCAUUCACAGUAAUUUCUUCGAGCUCAUGCCAAAACUACAGAUCCUUGAUCUAAGUUAUACUGGCAUUGAAUCUCUCCCGAUGUCAUUAUUGCAAUUGGUGAAUCUUCGUGUGCUCAUUCUAAGCUUCUGCCAAGAUCUGGUGGAGGUGCCGCCAUUGGGAAAGCUGAAGGAACUCCAAAUUCUUGAUCUCUCAGAAUCUGGCCUCGAAAACUUCCCUCAAGGCAUUGAAAGCUUGGUUAAACUCAAGAGGUUGGAUAUAUCAGAGACUUCAUUAACUGCAAUUCCCUACACUAUGAUAUUCGGGCUACCUAGUCUGGAGGAACUAGGAACAAUGGGAACGAAUGGACCCAUGGACGGAGCUACUUUCAUAGAGGCUGCGAGCAUGACACGCCUGAGAUCUUUAAGUAUCAGUGUGUCCAAUAUUCUUAAUGGCUUCAUCGCACAUGAUAUGUUCCAUCAAUGGUUUUCGGGCUUGACAAGUUUCCGGGUUAACGAAACAUAUUUACCGCCGCUUUCUAAUAAGCAGAUAAGCAUUUGUGAAUGUGACAAAUUCCCCUGCGGGAUUGAGGGGUUGACAAAACAUGCAUUCUCUUUAGACUUGUAUAAUAGCAAAGGUUUAACAAGUCUUUCUAAGUUCCAAGGCGAUUUAAAGAGCUUAAGACAUCUUCGAGUCAAUCAUUGCAGUGGAGUGGAAUGCUUUAUAGACUGGAGAGAGGUUGGAGAUGAUGCAUUCCAAUGUUUACAGUUUUUGGUUCUCGGUGAUUUACCAAACUUGGAGAAGGUAUUCGAUGGUGGAGCGCCUCCUCCGCUGAACACAAGCCUGCAAAACCUCAGAAGAAUAUUCGUUUUUAAAUGUGAGAGGUUAAGUAGUCUCUUCUCUUCUAGUAUGGUAGAGCAACUACAUCAGUUAGAGGAGCUUACCAUAUCGGAAUGUUUCCAAAUGAAAGAGAUUGUAGAAGGAGACGAGCUGCCCCAUAAUUCAUUCCCAAAAUUAAGCAUCCUAGAAUUGGAUCACUUACCAGAAUUAGAAAGCAUUUGUAGCCAGCGAUUUACGUUUAUAUCUUUGGAAGAGAUGAAAGUAAUUUCCUGUCCAAAGUUGAAGAAGCUCCCUCUCUUCAGGUCAAGCAUCCAUGAAAUAAAAGUUAAAAUAGAAGGCAAGAGAGAAUGGUGGGAAGGAUUAGAGUGGGAAGACGAGAACGCCAGGUCCCUCUGCUCCACAAUUUACAAAGAAGCUUCCUCAGAAAUAGAAGAGAUUCUUCUGAAUAACACUAUGAGAACAUCAUUAAGCUCCAAAAUCUCUCGAGAUAUUCCAAUGCCAACAAAUUGUUCUCAUGGAAAUGGUGGUUCUGGUGCAAGAAUUUUGAGUGGGAGAUUUUCUUGUUAUGUUGCAGUUGUUUCUCAUAUGGCCUUCUACUUUUGUGCUUAUGUUGGUUGUGUAUGGAAUUUCAUAUGGAAAUUGUUGGCUUUUGGGCUAUCGACAGCACAAUGUAUUAUCUUUGACAGUGAGAGGUUUUUGGAGUGGAAGAGAGGAUGUGAAGUAGAGAUUUCCUAAUUUAGAAAGUGAGUUUGCUGGUUUUGGUAUGGAUGGAGAGCUCCAAUGCAAGCCUUCUCCUUCUGGAAUAAACUACGAAGAGCAAUGCAGCAGCUAUUCAGCAAAUGCCAAGAGCAUUACCAACAGCAUUUGAUAACAGAUUUAAUGGGGAAGCAUCAUCAUCAGCUCUAUUUUAGAACAUAAACCUGCGAACAAAGUGCUUAGAAGCUACUACAAUGAUUUAAGAGAUUUGGAGUAGUUAUAGGCCUGUUUUGGGGAGGGGGAUCUCAGAGAAACAGAGUUUGGAGCUAUUUCUAAUUUUCUUUCUCCUGAUCGAGCAUGUGCUCAAGCAGACGGAACCAGUGUGGCGUCUAAGUUUUUACGUGCUAAUGGAAUUACUAUUUUCAAAUUACGAGAGGAAACUGUCUAUUUACUUGGAAAAUAGGGCAUGUACUGUUUCAGUCCCGAGCAUUCACCCUUGACUGAACUAGUUCAAAGGACAUCCAAUUGGGCUCUAGAUGAGAAGAUAAAAUCAGUGAGAAGAGGGUAAGAGAUUUUCAGAGUGUAAGAAAGGAUGGAAAGGAGAGAUUUCCUGUUUUGGGAACUAACUUUGCUGGAUUUGGUAUGGAUGGAAAGCUCCAACACAAACCUUUUCCUUCUAUCAUACACUAUGAAGGUCAGUUGGGUUCUCUUAUUUUUAUUUUUUAUUUUUAA
Molecule: messenger RNA, 3911 nt
Organism: Magnolia sinica
Lineage: Eukaryota; Viridiplantae; Streptophyta; Magnoliopsida; Magnoliales; Magnoliaceae
Product: disease resistance protein At4g27190-like
Exons: 6
Coding region: 453-3218 (921 amino acids)
Molecular function (GO): ADP binding; protein binding
Source: RefSeq, a predicted model, not a curated record